AUGGCAGGUUCUGAAUUUUCCCAAACAAGCAACGAGAACUCAGAAACGCAAUUCAACAAACGGCGUCGUUGUUUCUGCUUCCCAUCUUUCGGUUCUACAAAUCAAUUAUCAACACGGUCCGUAUGGGCCAAAGGAAUCAACGCUCUGAAGAAGCUACGAGAAUGGUCGGAGAUGGUGGCCGGACCAAGAUGGAAGACUUUCAUCCGACGGUUCAAUCGGAACAAAAGCGGGAGAAUUAAUGCUAAAUUCCAAUAUGACCCUCUGAGUUACUCACUCAACUUCGAUGAAGGGCCUGGGAAUAACAAAGAGGAGGAAGAAGAGUAUGUGCUGCGGAAUUUCUCCACGAGAUACGCUUCAGCUUCAAUUUCGGCACCUGCUAAGGUAUCCAUGGACUUCAGUAAAGAUGGGCCCAGUUUCGUUUGA
This is a messenger RNA of Nicotiana tabacum (common tobacco), 423 nucleotides long. Lineage: Eukaryota; Viridiplantae; Streptophyta; Magnoliopsida; Solanales; Solanaceae. The record is from RefSeq and is a predicted model, not a curated record.